AUGAAAACACUAGAAAAAAAGUUAAAGUUACUCAAUUUUGAUGAAUCGUUUGAUAUUGAAAAGGAUGAUUUUUAUUUCCUUAUUUUAAAAAUAGAAGAAGAAAAAAUUCGCCUAUAUAAGCCCAAAGAACGAGAAAAAAUUAAUUAUAGAAAGGAGAAGAAUUAUAUUGAGCAUAUUAUAAAAUAUUUAAAAAAAUUAAAUAUCAAUAUUGAAAAUAUUAAUAAAAAUAAUAUGAAUGAUUUACAUGUAAGAACCUACAUAUUAAAUAAUUUAACAACCUUAGCAUUGAUUGAUGAAUAUAAAGAUAUAACAAAUUUUGAUGAUGAUGAUGAUGAUGAAGACAUACAAGAUAUAGAGAAUGGACAUAACCAUUUACAAGAUGAUGAAGAUAAUGAUGAUCUUUUAAUAAAUUUCUUUGAACUUAAUUAUUUAAAAUUACAUUCAAAUGAUGAAAGUCAAUAUAUAAAAGAAAAUACAUUUAAUGUAUUAAUAGAAAAAAUUAAUGAAAUAUUCAAACAUAAUAAUAUUCCAUUACUAAAUAUAAAUAAUAUGGAUAGAAAUUAUAUAAACAUUUCUUAUGUUAUAUCUGCUUUAAAAUUGAUAAAAGAAAAAUUAAAAAACAAAUCAAAAACAGAUAAUACAGAUUAUGAACAUUUAUUCUCAUUAAAUAUAAAUGUAAAGGAUGAUGAAUUAAAAGAAUUUGUAUAUAUAAUAAGAUAUUUAUUUAAUGAACAACUUAAAAAAAGAAAGAUAGACAUUAAAGAAAUUUUAAAUGAUAUACAAACCUUAACGUAUAAUCCGGUCAUAGACAUAAAACAAGGUCGACUUGGAAGAUAA
Messenger RNA from Plasmodium falciparum 3D7, 837 nucleotides. RefSeq names its product putative RNA transcription, translation and transport factor protein. The record is from RefSeq and is a predicted model, not a curated record. Lineage: Eukaryota; Apicomplexa; Aconoidasida; Haemosporida; Plasmodiidae.